Molecule: messenger RNA, 838 nt
Organism: Planococcus citri (citrus mealybug)
Lineage: Eukaryota; Metazoa; Arthropoda; Insecta; Hemiptera; Pseudococcidae
Exons: 9
Coding region: 189-629 (146 amino acids)
Source: RefSeq, a predicted model, not a curated record
UAAUCCAUCAUUUGACGUAUGAUGUUCAUGACACGAAGUAAAAAUACAAAACCGCUACACAGUAACUGUAGUGAGAAAAUUUCCGGUACGGUUCUCAUUACGAUCAAGGAUCGAACAUUAUAUUCCGAACACAAUUCCAAGCAGUAGGUCUAGGUACGAGUUGAAAUCGAACUGAACCUUAUUUCAAUAUGUUGAAAAUCAGAGUAAUCUACUUCUUGUUCUUGAUUUUGAGUUUGCAUUCGAUCACAGCUGUGAAAGAGAAUUUCAAUCUCGAAGAAGGAAAAAGGCUCACAAAAGGAAUUUUUGAAAAAAUCAGUCGCUUGUUUGGUAAUUCCAUAGAUUAUAAAAGCACUAUAGAUGGAGCCGAGAAUGUCAAUCAAUUGCUUUCAAAAGCAGACGGUAUUUUGACUCCCUUUCAAGACGAUUCAAUCGUAGAAAUGGCACGCGGCAAUCGCAAAGAUUUUCAACAAACACUAAAAACAUUCAUAAACGAGUUUAAUGCCUUAUUUGCACAAGCGAAAGAAGCGAGCGCAACGGAUCAGAAAUCUGAGGAACCUGAGGAAUCUGAGGAAUCUGAGGAGCCUCCAUUACAAUAUUUGAUGGAUAUGAUCAAUAAGAAAGAAGAUUGAUUUUGAUCAUAGAUGCUUAAAAAACAUAAAAACAUUUAUCGUAAGUUCACUAUAUUCGUAGAUGAAGUUCAUUAUUCUGCAGGCUGCAGUGAAUUUUACAAACUUUUUCAAUUUAAAUUAGAUAUAAUAUUAAGAUAAGAUAAAAUACGAAUCGUUAAUUUUUGUGUAAUAAUUGGCAGUGUAUAAAAUAAAUAUAAAUCUUUUAGCAA